AUGGCCGACCCAGAAACCCAGGCGUUUGGUCUGGCCAUCCUAGAAGCGUAUGAAGCUUCCCAAUCAGCUAUUGGAGCCAGCUACACUGUCAUAGCAAACACCGGAACUACAGCAUCUCUUCUACAUGACGAACCUCCGCGUCCGAGCCGCGAUGUAUCGGAUAUCUUCCCAGGAUUGUUACCAUUUGUCGCUCGGAACCAGUGGCUAGAGAAACGCAACCAAGAGCUCUUAAACGAAAAGGCCGAUAGCGAUCAAAAACGCAUAGCGGCGGAGAAGAAGCUCGCUGCUAUCACCCUGGAGAUGAAAGAGACAUUAAUUGCAUUCGAAAGCAGAACAAUGGCCCUGAAGAAGUGUGAAGAAGAGCAAGAGAAGUGGCGUAUGCAAAAGGCUCAGGAAUUAGAAGGUACCGAGCUCGAAGCUGUGCAGGAGCUGUGGCUUUCUACUCAAGAGGAGAGGACAGUGGAGCCCCAUAACCGUGCUGAGUGUGCCAAAGCACAAGAAGAGGGCUGCAAAGCAGGCUACGUGGCAGGAGUAUAUGAUGGUAUAAAAAAGGGUCACCUCGAAGGUCAAGUGUAUGCUGCAACUAUAUGGAGGGAGAGGGUCACAUCUGCUGAGAAAGCGUCACGGAACAAUAGCUAUACCGCUGGUCGAGUUCAAGGUUACGCUGAUGGCAGAAGGGAAGGUUACAACGUUGUUAUAUCCGAUGGCUUCACUAUUGGAUUGGCAGCCGGUAAGAGAGAAGGAGCCGGAGAACGUGGCGAGACAAAUCAGCAGAGUUAUGAGAGGGGCCGGGAUGAAGGACGUUCUCAGGGCCACUACGAGGGUUACGCUAAAGGCUUCGCUCAAGGUCUUGAUGCAGUUGAACAGGAAGAAGGCGGUAUCGCCUGA
Alternaria arborescens is the source of this 888-nucleotide messenger RNA. RefSeq lists its product as hypothetical. The transcript has 3 exons. The record is from RefSeq and is a predicted model, not a curated record. Lineage: Eukaryota; Fungi; Ascomycota; Dothideomycetes; Pleosporales; Pleosporaceae. Bases 1 to 888 code for a protein of 295 amino acids.